UCUCCCGGAAAGCGCGCUUGAAGUUUACUUUCUCUUUCAGUUUUGAUACUCGACUUGCAUACUCCAUGAGGACUUUGUGAAACAUGUAAGAAGACGAAACAAAUCUUUAUUCCAUGGCUAUUGACUGUGACGUGAUAACCGAUAGGCUACUCGAUACUCUUGGACAGUGCACAUGACCCAGUGGUUGAGUGUGGUGGCUGGUUUUCAUUCAUUUGGGCAAUUAAUAGCCUGCAUCCCGGUGCGCUGGCCUCAUCAUAAUUCGUGGAGCCGAAGGACUAUUUCCACAAUGGCAAGCAUACGCCUGUUGUUCAUACUGAGUUGUGGUGUUGUACAUGUCCUUUGUGGAGUUACCCUACAAAAGGACGAACAACCGCUCUUUCCAUGGGGCAAAAUGCGCUUACCUGAUACUGUGAAGCCACUUCAUUAUGACCUAUUCAUUCACCCAAACUUGACACAUCUUAACUUCUCUGGAACUGCUGAGAUACAAAUACAGGUGAUGGAAGAAACCCAGGCUAUUGUCCUUCACAGCAAAGACCUCCAUAUCGUCAAAGCAACUCUAAUGUCAACCACAGAACAUCAUCAAGACCUUUCUGUACUAGAUUUCCCACCUUUCGACCAGAUUGCUUUAGUAUCUGAUGAGUUUACUUUUAGUGUGGGUGUGCAUGUCAUCUUUCUCGAAUAUACUGCUGAGCUCUCUGAGAGUUUUCACGGAUUUUAUAAAGGAACAUACAAGACAAAGGCUGGUGAGACCAGGGUCAUGGCAUCCACCCAGUUUGAGCCUACCCAUGCCCGCCAAGCCUUCCCUUGCUUUGAUGAACCUGCAUUCAAAGCAAACUUCACCAUACGGGUACGCCGAGAAGCCAGGCACAUUGCUGUAUCCAACAUGCCCAAGCUGAAGACAGUGGAGCAGCCUGGAGGUCUCCUUGAUGACUACUUUGACACCAGCGUGAAGAUGAGCACCUACCUGGUGGCCUUCAUGGUGUGCGACUUCCUCUCCAUCAGGAGGACCACUGAACAUGGAGUUGAGAUCGCUGUGUAUGCCGUGCCGGACAAAAUUGACCAGGCAGAGUAUGCUUUAGAUACUGCUGUGAAGCUUCUGGACUUUUACGAUGACUACUUUGACAUACCAUAUCCACUCCCCAAACAAGAUCUUGCAGCAAUCCCAGACUUCCAGUCAGGUGCAAUGGAGAACUGGGGUCUGACAACCUACAGGGAGUCAGGGCUUCUGUACGAUCCGGAGAAGUCAUCCCCUUCGGACAAGCUGGGAAUAACCAAAGUCAUUGCCCAUGAAUUGGCCCACCAGUGGUUUGGUAACCUGGUGACGAUGCAGUGGUGGAAUGACCUGUGGCUAAAUGAGGGCUUUGCCAAGUUCAUGGAGUUCAUGUCGGUGGACAUUACCCACCCAGAGCUACAAGUGAAUGACAACUUCCUGGGCAAGUGCUUCCAGGCUAUGGAGGUGGACGCGCUGAGCUCCUCCCACCCCAUCUCCACGCCGGUGGAGAACCCCGCCGAGAUCAGAGAGAUGUUUGAUGAUGUCUCCUACAGGAAGGGUGCGUGUGUUUUGCACAUGCUCAGAGAUUUCCUGACUCCUGAGGGUUUUAAGAUUGGUCUUAUCCGCUACUUGAGGAAGCACAGCUACCAGAACACAGUCAACGCCGACCUCUGGGAAAGUCUGUCCAACGUCUGUCAGUCUGAGGAAACAGACCAGGCCAGAAUGAAAUUGGGUGGAUAUUGUAGUGGAGGCAAGCCCAGAAGCGAGAAGUCGAAAUGGUUCAUGCAGGACGAGCUGGAUGUGAAGGCCAUCAUGGACACGUGGACCUUGCAGGAGGGAUUUCCCAUGAUUACCGUGGAGGUCAAAGGUCGUGAGGUCAGACUCAGCCAGCAGAGGUAUCUGAAAGGAGGUGAUGCUGAAAAGAUAUCAAGCUUUCUGUGGCAAGUUCCUCUUACAUACAUCACCAGUCACUCCAGCACAGUUCAGAGAUUCCUCUUGAAAACAAAAGAAGAUGUGCUGUACCUGACUGAGGAGGUGGAGUGGAUCAAGUUCAACGUGGACAUGAGGGGAUACUACAUUGUGCACUAUGAGUCCGGGGGAUGGGACCCCCUCAUCAGACUGCUGCAGCACAACCACACGGCCCUGAGCAGCAACGACAGAGCCAGCCUCAUCAACAACAUCUUCCAACUGGUCAGCGUAGGCAAGGUGCCUCUGGACAAAGCCCUGGAGCUGACGCGGUACCUGAAGCAGGAGCGCGAGGUCAUGCCCGUCACCCAGGGCUUCAGCGAGCUGGUGCCCCUCUACAAGCUCAUGGAGAAGAGAGACAUGGAGCCGCUGGAGAAGGACAUGAAGGGCUACAUCCUGAGGCUGUUCCUGGGUCUGAUCGAGCGGCAGGAGUGGAGUGACGAGGGGGCCGUGUCCCAGAGGCUCCUGCGUAACUACCUGCUCCUCUUCGGCUGUGUCCGCCGCCACCCGCCCGUGGUAGCACAGGCCCAGACGCUCUUCAGGCAAUGGGCCCAGUCCAACGGCACCAUGAGGUUGCCCAGCGACGUGAGUUUAGUGGUGUACACGGAGGGAGCUCGUACGGAGGCCGGCUGGGACUUUCUGCUGGAGAAGUACCUCCAGUCCAUGUCGCCCUCGGAGAGAAGCAGCAUCAAAGCUGCCCUCGCCUUCAGCCCUCUGGCCCAUAAGCUACAGUGGAUGUUGGAGAAGAGCCUGGAGGGAGAGGUGUUGAAGACUCACGACCUGCCCUCUCUCAUCGUCACCGUCAGCAAGAACCCCAAAGGAUACCAGCUGGCCUGGAGCUUCAUGAGGGCUCACUGGUACAAGCUCGUCAGCAAGUUUGAUUUGGGUUCUUCUUCAAUUUCACGCUUGGUGGUCGGAGUGACAGACCAGUACUCUACACCUGAGAUGCUAGAGGAGGUGCAAGAGUUUUUCGGAUCGCUACCCGUGGAGGCAGGCUCCGAGCUGCGCUCCAUCCAGCGAGCCCUGGAGAUCAUUGAGGAGAACAUCAGGUGGACAGAUAAGAACUUCCCACUGCUGAAAGCCUGGCUGGACAGCAGGACGGGCAGAUAAACUCUCCUGGGGUGCAUUUCUCCAAACCAUCGUUGCUAAGCACGUUAGCUACUUUGUUGUUUGCAAUGCAGUUUUCCAUUGACAAGUUGCCAACAACUAUGCUUUCGAGAAACGCACACCUGCUUUGUAAUUUGAAGGACACAGGAGCCACAGAAGACAGCCAGUGGUUGUGACUACAGCGUAGUGAUUAAUCAACCGUAGAAGGAGCGGUUUGUCAAAAAAAGAAGGGGAGGUUUGUUUUUGUUGUUGUUUUUUUUUUUUAACUUCAGCAGUAUCAUUGGGCAAAAAUACUGUAUCUGAAAAUAACUGUUCUACCUUUAACACUGGUGUGUGUGUGGGUGUGUGUGAGAGAGAGAGAGACAGACAGAGAGACAGACACACAGACAGAGAGAGAGAUGUUAUCCUUUGUCUGCUUUCCUCUCAGUGAUGACAAUCAAUACAUUUGAUAAUGACACCGAGUGUAUCAGCUGCACUGCCAGCAUCGUGGAGAGGCACACAUUUCAUAUCUGUAGUUGUCAGGUAGUAUUUCAUUCCAGAAUUAUUAUGAGUUGACACCCUAAUGUGCAUUUGCCAGUCACUGCUUGGCAAGCAAGUGGGUCAUUUUCCACAAUUUAAUAGGAGAGUAAAAUAUUGCUGAUUCAUUUUGUUUUACAUACAAAACUGUUGUCAACAUUUUUAAAUACGCUUUAACUGUACUGCAAACAGUACUUGUGUGUCUCAGUUUGAAGAGAUUAAAUAAUCUGAACACCGGCUUUAAAUAUUUUGUUCUGUAUAGAGAGGAUGAAAAUGUAUGUGGUUCCUGCAUGUUUAAUUUUAUCUAAUGCUUUAUUGUUUCGAUUUUACAUUGUUUAAGUUAAGAUUAUUCUGUACGCUUCAUCUGAGGAUGUUCACCAUUGAAUUAUCGGCUUUCAAAUAAUGCUUCAAAUAAUAUGGAAAUAUCUACGGGCUUAGCUUUGCAUGUCCGUGUCAUGAGGAAAAGAUUUUGAUUAACCUUCAUCAUUUCCAAAAAGGUUACCUAAAUGAAGGAACUUCAUCCAUACCGUAUGUGCCAAAUUUUCAUCUGAAGU
This is a messenger RNA of Engraulis encrasicolus (European anchovy), 4134 nucleotides long. It is a transcript of the gene erap1a, whose product is annotated as endoplasmic reticulum aminopeptidase 1a. The transcript is spliced from 18 exons. Gene Ontology annotation, cellular component: cytoplasm. Gene Ontology annotation, molecular function: zinc ion binding; metalloaminopeptidase activity; peptide binding. Gene Ontology annotation, biological process: proteolysis; peptide catabolic process. The record is from RefSeq and is a predicted model, not a curated record. Bases 173 to 3067 code for a protein of 964 amino acids. Lineage: Eukaryota; Metazoa; Chordata; Actinopteri; Clupeiformes; Engraulidae.